This is a messenger RNA of Psammomys obesus (fat sand rat), 376 nucleotides long. Its product is annotated as voltage-gated potassium channel subunit beta-1-like. The transcript is spliced from 2 exons. The coding region runs from base 76 to 360 and encodes 94 amino acids. NCBI's taxonomy places the organism in Eukaryota, Metazoa, Chordata, Mammalia, Rodentia, Muridae. The record is from RefSeq and is a predicted model, not a curated record.
CCCCCACCUGCUCACCCUCUGCCGACCGCCUGUGCUAUGGGGUUCUGAGAGGACCUUGCGCUGUCCUGGGAAGCAAUGCAAGUCUCCAUAGCCUGCACAGAGCACAAUUUGAAGAGUCGAAAUGGUGAGGACCGACUUCUGAGCAAGCAGAGCUCCACCGCCCCCAAUGUGGUGAACGCAGCCCGGGCCAAAUUCCGCACUGUCGCUAUCAUCGCUCGCAGCCUGGGGACCUUCACCCCUCAGCAUCACAUUUCUCUCAAAGAGUCCACCGCAAAGCAGACUGGCAUGAAAUAUAGAGAUACCCCAGAAGUUCAGGACAUGAAAGUUUGCUUUGCUAACUCCAAGAACAGCGUUCUUUAAUCUUCAGUUUUACAAU